AUGAGACUGAGUGGUAGAUCACGGUUUUCCGAUCAAGGCUUGUUGCCGCUGAUCGCGGCACUGGCCCUGACGAUCUUCUGGGUUCCAGUGUGGGCCGAUAAUACUCAAACUCACCACAAUCAUCUUCAUCAUAGUCAUCUCCAUCACAAGCGUGGCAAUGCGAGCGCAACCGGUCAUGGCGAUGCGCGCGAAAUGGUACAAAAUGCACUCGCGGUUUUAAAAGAAGUCAACAAAGAUCGAACGGAGAAUCCCAAUUUUAACAAAGAUACCUUUUCUGAGCCCCGCAAGGGCACAAGGGCGACUGCUAAGCCUUUGGACUACAGCCCCGAGUCUGUGAAUAUUGCCCGUCUUCAGACCAGAGAUUCUUCUUCGAAUAAAACGAGCGGAAACAGUCCUUACGUGAUUCCACCUGAGCUGGCUAAGGCUGCUCGCAUUGUCGCUGAGUCCACCGUCAACAAACCAACAGGCAAUCAGCCUCAGGUUGCAGCGAAUAUUCGAGAGAAGUACGGCAAAGGCCGCAGACAUACCAAUACCCCAGCACAGGCCCUGCUCAGACCAAAUGGACUCUAUGGUUACAGUGCAUUUGAAAGUGGUGAUGAGACUGGCCACAUAGGUGACAACAAGACUGCCAAAGCGACGCUCAACAAGCGUGAUGCUGCUUCUGAGUACUGGAUGGCCACAGUGGACCAGACCGGUCAAAGUCCAUUCGCACCCAGCGGCUACAAGGUUUGGAGAAAUGUCAAAGACUAUGGCGCUGUUGGUGACGGAGUCACAGACGACACAGCGGCCAUCAACCGUGCUAUUUCCGAGGGAGGUAGAUGUGGCCCUGACUGCGGCUCUAGUACUAUCUAUCCUGCUACAGUUUGGUUCCCCAAAGGCACCUACCUUGUCAGCUCUCCGUUGAUUCAAUACUAUAAUACGGAGUUCCUGGGAGACCCGAUCAAUGUGCCAACUAUCCUGGCAGCCUCUAGCUUCGUCGGUCUGGGUGUCAUCACUUCCGAUGUCUAUGUCAGUGAUGACGAGCAAUGGUAUGUCAAUCAAAACAAUUUCCUGCGCAGUGUGAGGAAUUUCAAAAUCGACAUUCGCCAAACGGAUACCUCGGCCUAUAUCUGUGCCAUUCACUGGCAGGUUGCUCAGGGAACCUCUCUAGAGAACAUCGAGUUCUACAUGGUAUAUAACUCGGAUGUUCCCAGCAAUACACAGCAGGGAAUCUAUAUGGAGAACGGCUCGGGUGGUUUCCUCGCAGACCUCACAUUUGUGGGAGGCAACUUUGGUGCAUACUUUGGCAACCAACAAUUUACUUCAAGUCAACUCGUCUUUGUUCAGUGCAACACAGCCCUUCAGGUUCACUGGGAUUGGGCAUGGACUAUGCAGGACUAUGUCAUUGAGUCGUGUACGAACGGUUUGACUAUCGUCGGCGGGGGUGGCGGCGCCCUGGGUACCGGUCAAGGUGUUGGAUCUCUCGUUUUGGCUGAUGCCAUCAUUGCAAACACGGCAAAUGGUAUCAUCACCUCUCUCUAUGCCGAAAACUCGACCUCCCUGCUUUUGAAAAAUGUGGGCUUUUUCAAUGUCAAAACGGCCAUCACAGAUGACGUCAAAAACCAAGUUCUCCUAGCAGGAGGUGAUGAGGUUCUCAAGGAUGCCUGGGGAUUCGGUAGGGUCACCGACGCUGAAGGCACAGGAUCUUUUGUGUCCGGUGCAGACAUCACUACCGGAUCCAUGAGCAAGAAGCUGCUUGGAACCCAAGCUUACGACAUUAAGGCAAGUGAUAUUAUCAACGUUCGGACUUUCGGCGCAAAGGGUGAUGGCAGCACUGAUGACACCGUCAUUCUCAACUCUGUUCUUUCCUACGCCGCCAACAUUUCUUCGGUUGUCUACUUCCCCUUCGGAUUAUACAUGAUUCAGGAUACACUGAAGGUUCCUGUCGGCUCCCGCAUCAUCGGACAAGCUUGGUCUCAAAUCAUGGCAACAGGAAAGAAGUUCGAGGAUGUUGACAAUCCGUAUGUGGCCGUCCAGGUGGGAGUUGAGGGCGAUGUUGGUAUUGUUGAGAUUCAAGACAUGCUUUUCACUGUUUCGGGCCCCACUGCCGGAGCAAUUCUCGUGCAGUGGAACGUCGCAGAGUCUGUCCAAGGAUCUGCUGCGAUGUGGGACUCUCAUAUUCGCAUUGGCGGAGCCAUUGGAUCCAAGCUACAAAAGGCUCAAUGUCCCAAACAGUCAGGCAAAGUCAAGCCUGGUUGUAUUGCGGCAUCUCUUCUCCUUCAUCUCACACCUUCUUCAAACGCCUAUCUGGAGAACAUCUGGGUUUGGGUCGCUGAUCACGAUAUGGAUGUGACCACCCAGGAUCAAAUUGAUGUAUAUGCAGGACGUGGUAUUCUGAUUGAGAGUAAGCUCGCGUGGCUGUACGGUACGGCCUCGGAGCAUUGCACACUCUACCAGUAUCAACUUUCUGGUGCAAGCAACAUCCUUAUGGGGAUGAUUCAAACAGAAUCACCAUACUACCAACCUGUUCCCCUGGCUCCCAGUCCAUUCACACCGGGCUCAUUCCCUAAUGACCCAUUGUUCAAGAAUUGUGACUCAACCACUGCUGCAUGUGCAUUCUCUUGGGCCGUACGUAUCAUUGAUUCAACUUCUAUCUGGGUUUUGGGCAGCGGUCUGUACAGCUGGUACUCAGAUUAUUCUCAGAAAUGUCUCGAUACAAACGAUUGCCAGCAACGCGGGUUUGAGAUUGAGCAAAGUCAUGAUCUUUGGAUUUACAAUCUCUGUACCAGGGCAAUUGUGGAAAUGGUCACCCCCUUCCAAGGUGUUCCGACAUACGCCAAGGACAACGUCAACGGGCUUCUUUCUUCGAUUCUCGUCUGGAUCGGUGGUUUGGAUAUGACUAUUGGCCAGAGGAAAUUCGACGGCUUUUCUAUCUACAGCUCUGACAGCCUGGAGAAGAUCGAUCUUCCGGACACUUGCAAAACUUCAUUGGCAGCAAAUAUCAAGUGUGAGACAUACCUUGAGAACAUGAUGUCUCGCAAAUGGCAUGGCUCGUUGAACAAUGAUACCCUGACGGACCUUGUCUGUGACACUAGCUGUGGCGAGAGCCUGAGUGAGUGGUUCGGGGCUGUGCAAAAUAACUGCGGCGGAUAUAACAUCAGCGGCUCUCCUCCGGAGCUAUAUGGUGGCCGUAUCUGGGCCGGUUACAAUGAAACUUGCAGCAAAGAUAAAGCCACAGGCAAAUACUGCAAUGACGUCAUCAGUGAUUUUACUUUGGUUCAAAGCACCGCAGAUAUGCCUGAAAGCGAAGCUUGCUCUUACUGCUACACAACUCGUCUCCAGAUGAUGCAACAGACGCCUUACUCGAUGUACGACGACUACUACCAAGAAGUUCUGGUAGAACUGAACAAACGAUGCGGCCUCUCCGGACCUACCGACAUCCUUGAAAUCCCCUGGGCGACCAUCGAGGAGGAAGACGAGUUCUGUGUCUCGGAUAAUUACUACACAACAGUCAAAGGUGACAACUGCACAUCCAUCGCAGCGGCAAACAAGGUCUCAUCCGCGUCACUUUACACGGGUAACCAAGAGAAAAUUGUGGAUUGCUUCUCCAUCAAAGCAGGCCUCAAGCUUUGUCUUCCUUUAACUUGCGAAGAUACAUACUCACUCGAGCCAACAAACAAUUGUACCGCGAUCGAGUACGCCUACUCGCUUUCAACCGGGGAUCUCCGCAAAUACAACCCGUGGAUCUCCUUCGACUGUGACAAUCUGCAAAUUGCCAGCAAGAUUUACGGCAAUAAUCUUUGUCUGUCGGCGCCCGGUGGUGCGCACUCCAAUGCAACAGCCGGUACAGGUUCAACUACUCCCGGCAAAUCAAACGGAUAUAGCGAGGCCUGGGCUGCCCCGCCGACAAACGCGACUAUGGCCGAGGGAACAACCCUCAAUUGUGGAAGAUGGCAUGAGGCUGCUGCCAAUGAGACCUGUGUUGGAAUCUGUGCCCAAGAAAGUAUCACACAUGCUUUGUUCGUGGCCGUCAACCCGUCACUGGAUGAUGCUCGAUGCUCGCAGACGUUACAGACGGGCAAGACUUGCUGUUCUGGUCCGUUGUAUUUGUGGAAUGAUGCGGAAACUUCUUCCAGCAGUAGUGCCAGCGAAUCAGCUUCAACGUCAGCUGUUUAG
Molecule: messenger RNA, 4155 nt
Organism: Penicillium crustosum
Lineage: Eukaryota; Fungi; Ascomycota; Eurotiomycetes; Eurotiales; Aspergillaceae
Exons: 7
Coding region: 1-4155 (1384 amino acids)
Source: RefSeq, a predicted model, not a curated record